CUCUCUAAAGUAGGUCAAAAGCUCUGUUGUUCACAGUUCCAAAGUGCACUUUUUAUGAAAGCAGCCCAUGCUUUGCAAGAUAACCUAAUUGAUACAGAGAAGAAAAGGGAAUACAUGUUGGAUUUCUGUUUCUGACUCAAGUUCACUAACACACGUUUAGGUUGGCACUCGAGCUCGACUAUGACUGCAGAAAUCUGGGACGUUAUUAUUGUUGGCGCCGGGCUAUCUGGGCUGAGUGCGGCUCAUUUGCUCAGAAAAAGGAAUGCCAAGUUUAAAAUAUUGGUACUGGAAGGAAAAGAUCGAGUGGGAGGUCGCACGGUGUCCGCAGAAAUACCGGCAGCUAAUGGAGUCGAUCGCUGGGACUUUGGAGGGCAGUGGGUAGGAAGCACUCAAACACACAUCCUGGAGCUCAUAAGGGAGCUGGGCUUAGAGACUUAUGCACAAUUCAAUAUUGGCAAGAAGGUGCACCACAUGGGAGGUCCAGGCUCCAAAGUUCGCACCUACAGUACCAUUAUCCCUGCUCUGUCCCUAAUGGGGCUAAUGGACAUGACCCAGCUCCUGUGGAAGAUUGACAGAUUGUGUGCCACAGUGUGUGUCCAGGAACCCUCAAUGACUCCCGGUGCUGUUGAACUGGACAGUAUGACUUUGCAAUCGUACAUUGAGAAACAAGCCUGGACUACAGAACUAAAAGAGGAGAUGGGAGUGUGCAGCAGGUCCGUCCUUGGCAUGGAGCCUUCCCAGAUGUCCUUCCUCUUCUUCCUCAUGUAUGCUGCAGCAGCUGGAGGGGUAAUGCCUCUGCUGGAGAGCACUCCAGGUUGUGCACAAGAGCUAAAGAUAAAGGGAGGCACCCAGCAGCUUUCUCAGUGUCUGGCGGAACACGUUGGGUUAAAGAACGUCCGGCUGGGUUCUGCUGUGACAGCCAUAUGGCAGGAUGCUGAGUGGGCCCGGGUUACCACCACUACCAACACCUUCUUGUGCAGAGCCGUGAUCGUCACCUGCCCCCCUCAUUUGGCAGCAAAGAUCCAGUACCAGCCAGCCCUGCCCAACCAGAGAGAAUUCCUUACCCAGAACAUGCCUGUGGGCCACAUGAUAAAAUUCAUAUUAACAUACCAGACGGCUUUUUGGAGGGAGAAAGGCUUCUCAGGGGAAAUAGUGGCGGGAUCCUCCACCGGGUGUCCAUUCUGUGUCACUUUUGACGCCACCAGCCCCAGUGGUAAUGCUGCAUUGGUAGGCUUCAUUGCCGGCCAGCAGGCUUCACAAUGGAGCUCCAAGGAGAGCGGGGAGAGAAGAGAAGCCGUGCUUUCCAGCCUAGUCAAAUACCUGGGACCUGAGGCCGCGUCUUUCAUCCACUAUGAAGAGAAAGACUGGGCUAAGGAGGAGUACAGCGGCGGCUGCCCUGUUAAUGUCAUGGCGCCAGGUCUGCUAACAUAUUACCACCCGAGCCUGAGGAAGCCCUGUGGCAGGAUCCACUGGGCAGGCACGGAGACAGCCACCAUGUGGUGUGGCUACAUGAGCGGAGCAGUGCAGGCGGGUCAGCGAGCAUCUCUGGAAGUACUGGCUGAACUCUGCCCGAUGAACCUGACCCAGGAGGAGCAGGAAGCUGUGCAGCACAAUCACACUGCUAAAGGUGGAGCGAAGCAAACAUCCAAACUCCGCCACCUGUGCACCAGCAAGGCUGUGGUCAUAGCAACACUGGCUAUAAGUGCAGCUGUCUUGUUGGCAAAGAAACAGAAUGCAAUGUUUAAGAUUAAAGCUUGUGUUACAAAUGUAUUUACAGCAACAAGGCAUACUACAUUUGGAUUAUAAACACAGACGUGAAGCACAGGUUUGAUUUCCACCUGCUCAAGUUUUUUCAGGGGCUUCAAAGAAGAGGUGUUCUCCCUAAUUACAUUUUCCCCCAGAAAAAGCUGCAUAUUUAACGACAAAGUUGAAAUUAAAUGAUUUCAUUAUAUUGUAUCAGAUCAAGUCAUAUUGUAAUAUUGGUAUCCAAGCGUGCCAAUGUUGUUCAUGUCAUUUUCUGUGUGGAAUAAAUACGUUUUAACUAAA
Messenger RNA from Eleginops maclovinus (Patagonian blennie), 2046 nucleotides. RefSeq names its product probable flavin-containing monoamine oxidase A. The record is from RefSeq and is a predicted model, not a curated record. The transcript has 12 exons. Lineage: Eukaryota; Metazoa; Chordata; Actinopteri; Perciformes; Eleginopidae. Bases 181 to 1806 code for a protein of 541 amino acids. Gene Ontology annotation, molecular function: oxidoreductase activity.